AUGGACUCGUCUGUGGUUGAUGGAGGAAGAGCUGAGGAAGAGUGUGAGACAGCAGACAGGAAGAGGGACCUGCAGGACCUCCUCAGACAGGAAAUGGACAUGCAUCUUACUGAGGGCAGGGCCAGUGUCCAAAGGAAUCAGGAGAGAGUGAACCGCAUCACACAGCUGAAAGAGGAGAUCAGAUUACAGGAGACACACAGAGAUUCCGGCCAAUCACACGCCACCAGCACGGCGGAUCAUGAGAAACUCCUGGAGCGCAGAAGGAGACUGAGAGAGACUCACGAGAGACUGAUCGAGAACGAACUGAUGAAGAUGGAGAGAGAAUUACAGGAGGAGCAGAUGGGUGGUGUGGAGGGCGAGAUGUCGUACCUGCGCAGAGAGAGACACAUCCUGGUUCUUCAGAUCGAGGCGCUGCGCAGGGAGAACCAUCAGGCGUAUGCAGACCUGGAGACCCAGAGCAGACAACACCAGCAGGAGAUCAACACCCUCAGAGAAGAGAGUCUGCAGGUGUUCAGGGCAUUUCGUGAGGUUCUGGAGGAACAGAGGCAGAUGUCUGAGAGAAGGUACAGGAAUCUGCUGUUAGACGCCAUUCAGGACGCGGUUCAUCUGUCCUCACAAAACCUGCAGCUCCAGGAGGAAAUCCAGCAGCUCCAUGACACAUCUGAUCCAACACGGGAAAAAGAAGUCACUGGAAAAGAUCAAAUCGAGUUAUUUUUAGCUUAA
Sinocyclocheilus anshuiensis is the source of this 723-nucleotide messenger RNA. Its product is annotated as polyamine-modulated factor 1-binding protein 1. The record is from RefSeq and is a predicted model, not a curated record. Bases 1 to 723 code for a protein of 240 amino acids. NCBI's taxonomy places the organism in Eukaryota, Metazoa, Chordata, Actinopteri, Cypriniformes, Cyprinidae. The transcript is spliced from 6 exons.